ACUCACUUGACUCGUUAUGUGAUAAAUGAAUGGUUAAUAUAUUGGCAUUCAUUUGAUGUGACAUUUACUACACCUUUAAUCCAAUGAUUGAUUCAAUGGUUAAUUGGUUUUGAAAUGAGAUUUCAUUUAAAAGACCGCUAAAUACGAGACACAAAGAGGCUGUGAAUCCAUUUGAGACAUGACUUCACUCCAGAAGAAUCUAUUCUACAACACACUUGUGAGACAGUUCCGGAAGACAUACAGAGAUGCCAUCGACAAGUGUUACACCAUUUGUGUGCCAAUCAAUGAUAGCUACGAAUCCAAUGUCAUUAACGACCACUUUAUGAGCGCUCAUAUACUCAAAGCCUCGCCUUUACUUAAAUCUCAUUUCGUUGCCGCCAAUAAUAAGCAUAAUUUUGAUGUCGAAAUCGAUGGACAAACACUUCGGGUCACAAGAGUCAAUGAAAUGAUGAAAACAUAUCUAAUUUUACCCAAAUAUCUGGACGACGCUAAAGACCGGAUCAAAUGCAUCAUUGAUUGGGGAUAUGAGAAUUUCUCACAACUUCCGUCACUAUCGGGCAUAUCAUCAAACGAUUUACAAUUGGAUACAGCGAUCGAAACAGAAGAAUUGUCACAAAUGGAGGCCAAGACAACGCCUCUGGAAAAGCUGUAUUGUCUGCGAAAGACAUUGGAUUUAGUGACACAACAGAUGACAAAAUCAGUCGAAGAGAAGCACUUCCUUUUGCCCGUAAAGACUGAUCCGAUAUGUAUUAUGUCCGACGACUUAAUCGCUGCCGUAAUCUGUGUCUUAACUUCAGUGAAACCGAAACGUUUUGAAAGUGAAAUCAAUUUCAUUCAGACUUUCAGUUGGAAUUUACCGCAAAAUAAUGAAUUCGGUUACUCUUCGGUCACUUUCGAAGUCGUCAAAGAGUUUAUUAAAAACUAUGAUAUUAACCAAAAAUCUCACAAAACGAGCGCAAAAGGCGACACAAAAGGACACAAAAGUGAUGACAACAGUUCUGUGAACGCAAAACACUAUUCAAACAUGAGUUCACCACUCGAUCGGGAAUUGGAGAAAAUCUCUAAAAUGAUUGAUAUCUCAAGCAUUAGCACUGAUUCUAGUCAAUCGACAAAUGCUAACAACGAUUCCAACGAUGAUUUAGGAGAAUUCUUGGGUUCUUUGAAUCGGAACUCAUUCGGCGUUGGAUUUGGGAAACAAUACUGAUUUUAAGAUAUAAAUUAUAUAAUGUUUUUAUAAUAUAAGUUAAUAUUAUUUUUUAUAAAUUACUAAUGAAAUGAUUUUAUUUAUUUACAAAAUGUAUUUAUCUUUUCUUUCAAAAUAUCUCAUUUGAGCGGAACUGAAGACCUCUCCGACAGUUCUUUUUGUAAAUUUCUGUAUUAAAAGUUCUCUUUUAUCUA
Messenger RNA from Medioppia subpectinata, 1398 nucleotides. NCBI's taxonomy places the organism in Eukaryota, Metazoa, Arthropoda, Arachnida, Sarcoptiformes, Oppiidae. The record is from the annotation of a GenBank genome assembly.